Molecule: messenger RNA, 288 nt
Organism: Knipowitschia caucasica
Lineage: Eukaryota; Metazoa; Chordata; Actinopteri; Gobiiformes; Gobiidae
Source: the annotation of a GenBank genome assembly
AUGGAGCUGGCUGCAUACUGGAAGAGCAGCGCUCUGAUUUGUAUUCUCCUCUUUAAUUUUGCAAAUUAUGCCUCGAUGUGCAAUAUUACCGUUGGCCCUGAAAACAUUACAUUUGAGGUACCGCCCCUAAAACCUGAAGACUACGAUUGUCAGUACUCGUGGAACAAUGAUAGCAACGUGGUCUUGGCCAAUCAUUUGGAAUGUCAUCCAAAAAUUCUCCACCAAACCAUCACAUCACUGGUGAUUGCAAGAUGUUACAAUGUCACCUACAAACUCAACUGUAGAUAA